UUGUUUUGGCUGGCUCUCUGCUUCCAUUUGAGUUUAUUGCUGACUGUGAGUCCGAAAGUAUACCGAAUUGAGUUUAUGCUGACUGUGAGUCCGAAAGUAUCACCGCUUGAGUUUAUUGCUGACUCCUUCAAAAGUGGAUCUAUUGUGUCCCGCUGCCGCGUAGAAAGAGAGGAGUUCAGAAUAGACACCUGCACCAACGUUGCUCGAUAUUCUAUGAUUGUUGACAUUGAUUGUCUCAAGGGCCAGUUAGCGCAUUUGCUCUGGUGGAGUGUUUGCUUUCCUGAAGAAGUCGAGCAGCUGGGUGCAACAUACUACAUCAGUGUCUGCUAA
Messenger RNA from Rodentolepis nana, 330 nucleotides. NCBI's taxonomy places the organism in Eukaryota, Metazoa, Platyhelminthes, Cestoda, Cyclophyllidea, Hymenolepididae. The record is from the annotation of a GenBank genome assembly.